CGUCAAAAAUGUUUGGGUUUUGCUCUGCUCGUCAAAUCGGACAGUCAGAUUCUAUUUUGCGAUCUAUUUUUUUGUAUUAUAAACCUUAUUUUUAACUUAAAUAUUAUAUUCUGUGUAGUUUAAUCGAUACCCAACAAAGUUUAUUAUCCGUAACGUUAAGUACACUCAGUGAACGUAGCAUUAAUGCUAAAUAAUGUGAUUAUUAUUUAUGUUUGUGUAUAAUUAAAAGAAUUAUCUGAUUUAAAUAUAACGAAUAACAUAUUUAACUAUGGGUGCCGAAAAUAAUAUAAUAAGUCUCACAUUUGUAUACCUGCUUGCUCAAAAUUUCAGAAGAUCUAAACAGUAACUACAAAAUUUAAAUUAUAGUAAUUUUUCAAUAAUUUUUCGUUAAAAUGGAUAUUUCAAGUGUAUGUAGAAUAUGUUUGGUAAAUAAUGUACGAAUGCACGCGGUAGACAAUGAGCAACUACAGGAAACAUAUGAAAGACUUACCAAUAUACCGUUUGACACGAAAGGACGAUCACGACUCGCCUGUUGCUUCUGCUUUGCACAUCUGAAGAAAUGCUAUCAGUUUAAACUAAAAUGUCUGCGUUCUGAGGAGACACUUUUGAACUCUAUUAAUAUAGACUUUGAGAUUAAUACAAGCAAUGACAAACAAACAUUCAGCCUAACACCAAUACAACAUAUAGAUAUUACAGAUUCAAGCAAAGAGGAUUCAUUAAAAGAUUAUUCUGAAUUAAAGAGUGAAAAACAUGAUUUAAUUUAUACAAAUGGUGUUACAUUAAAAGAAGAAUGUGAUGAUGAAAUCACCAUAGAAGAUCCCAUUAUAUCAGACACAGAAAAUGUCAAACAGAGUGAUUCAGAAGAUGAUAUACCUCUCACGAAAUUCAAGAGUGAGGCAGAACAGACUAAGAAGAAGAGAGUUAGAGGCAGAAAAGAGAAGAAGAAUAAAGAAGACAACGAGACAACAACACCAGUUAUUCUACUUACCAAGGACCAACAGCGGGCCAACCUCCUCGCUAAGGCCAAAUCUGUGAACUAUACAUUGUCUCCGUACAAAUGCGAGCAGUGUUAUAAAGGCUUCGUCGAUGUAAGGGCGUAUGACAAUCAUAAGAUGAAGCAUGAUGUGCGCAGCGGCCCCUAUGCAUGCGACAUAUGCGGGCUGCGCUACGCACGCCGCGCCAUCUGCGCACGCAUACCAUCAACGCGCACGCACGCAUGUACAAGUGCGACAAGUGCGGGCAUGUCGCUCAUACUGC
Trichoplusia ni (cabbage looper) is the source of this 1257-nucleotide messenger RNA. RefSeq lists its product as uncharacterized. The transcript has 6 exons. Gene Ontology annotation, molecular function: zinc ion binding. Gene Ontology annotation, cellular component: nucleus. NCBI's taxonomy places the organism in Eukaryota, Metazoa, Arthropoda, Insecta, Lepidoptera, Noctuidae. The record is from RefSeq and is a predicted model, not a curated record. The annotation marks the transcript as partial.